AUCGCAAGUCGCGACACGAGCAAAGCGAACGCAAAAGGUGUACGAGCCAGGGGGGCGGGGGAGCGAAGAGCAAGUGACGAACUUACGGCCAACAGCAGCAGCAGCAGGAACAACAACAACAACGGCAACCGGCCCGUUUGGAACAGCGCGCAUGCCACACACAGUUUAAAUAUGUGAAAUUAGUACAAAUCGUGAUUUCAACAGCGAACGACGAGCGACGAACGAGCGUCGACGAAGUGGCGACAAAAAAAAAGCUCGAGCGAGCAGCAGCAGCAGCAACAACAACAACAGCAAAAGCCACGGGCAACAACAGUGGCAGCAACACAGCAAUAACAAACGCUAGAAAAGCAGCAACAAGUCACCUCCACCAGCAACGGCGGUAAUAGCAACAGCAAUAAGUGAUAACAUCAACUGGAAUAUCAGAAGACACAAAGAAAAAAGCGAGGCAGCAGCAAAAACAGAUGAUGCCACAACUGCAACACUGAGAGCACACAUUAAAAACGUCCAAAAAAGUACACCAACCAUAAAACGACUGUUACACCAACGAGUAAGCCAACAGCAACACAAACAAUUACAACUGAAUAAGAUAACUUCCUUAAUAAUACACCAACACUUACACCAAUAGCUAGAAAAACCCUAACAAUUUUAAAUUCAACAAAAUAAGCAGUUACAUUUUUCAAAUAUAAACCAACAACUUCAACAACAACCCUUACACCAACAAUAACAAACACGUCAAUUACAACAAAACAAAAAUUGGUGUUUUUCAAGAAACAUCAACAAUAUACGCCUACAACUACAUUAAUAAGAACAACAACUGAUUCAACAACAGUAGCUUUUAUAUUGGUGUGCGGCUCUCUAGUGGCAACAACAACACGUCGCACGUUUGGGGCGGCAACAACAACAACAUGCAAUAAAACAGCUGAUAGCGACGGCAGCAACAACAAAGCCUGGCAUUAUCAAGCGGGCAACAACAGGUCGCGAAAAAAAAAAAAUAAAAAGCCCGCCUGCUGCAGCACACACACACACAUACACACACGGUCAGUGGAGAGAGGGUGUGAGAGAGUCGCACACCUUUGCGUUGAUUUUGGACGUCGCUCGCCAGCUGAAGCUCUCGCUCGCUCGCUCUCUCCUUCGCGCUGUCCCUCUCUCCCUCUCGCACAAAGUGCAGCUGAGCUGCCGCCGUCGCACUUGCCGCUGCCACAAAUACAACACAACGCUAAAAACGCUGAACGCUCGCCGCCGCCGCUGCUGCCGCCAGUCGAAAGUCAAAAGCAACGUGUUGUGGACGCUUUUUUCGUCGCGUUGCCCGUUGCGUUGCGUUCUCUCUCUCUCUCACUCCUUUUCCUAUCACCAACCAACCAACCAACCAACCGACCGACCGACCAACCAACCGCCCAACCACCCACCACCGCCACCCAACAGCCACCCACUUCCCGCGGCCGGGAAAAACUUUCACCAGCAACAACGAACAACAACAACAAUGUCAAGCAGCGCAGCCGCAGCGCAAUUUAAGCUCGAUGCCAACUCCAAUGCCAUUGCUUUGAUAGCCGAUGUUGCCGCGCUGCCACUCCCCCUCUCGCCCACAUCCACGCCCACUGCAACGGCCGCAACAGCAACGCCAGCUGAUCGCGUUGAAUGGUCCCGCUCGACGAUCCUGAACUUCAUCGAGGACUAUCGCCGGCAACGAGUCCUUUGGGAUCCCAACACCAAGGGCUAUCACAUCAAGCAAACCAAAUACGAGGCCCUGAAACUUUUGAGCCACAAAUAUGGUACGGAAAUACGAUCGAUAAGAUCGAAAAUCAAAUCCCUCCGCAGCUCCUUUCAUCGGGAACAUGGCAAGGUCCUGAGUGGCAGGAACCGGGGAGUUAUCUAUCAGCCCAUGUGGUUUGCCUACGAGGCCAUACGAUUCAUUCUAGAUGGCGAACGAGAUCAGGAUCAGAUUCAGGAUCAAGAUCAAGAUGUCGAAGCGGAAACGGAAGCCGAUGAAAAGCUAACCCUGAUGCACAGCUUGGAUCUGGAGCAGCUGAAAGCGGACAAGCUGGUGGAUAGGGACAUCAUACUGCAGGUGGAACAGCAACAACAGCAGCAGCAGCAACACGAUGAGAUUGCCGCUCGGAUUGCGGCAACUGUGGCCGCUGUUGCUGCCGCUGCGGCGGCUGCGAAUGCCCGUGAUCGCGAGCGGGAAGUGGAUACCGCUGGCGAAAUGGAUACCGCUCGGGAAUUGGAACUCGAGGAGGAAGCGACGGGCGGUACUGCCAUGCUCGAAUCCUCCUCGGCGGCUGUGACACGUUCCUCUUCCGAUUUGGAUGGCGAGAAUUACUGCAAUAUCAGCGCCGAAGAUGUGAAAACAGAAAUUAUUGAACACGAAUCGGAGCUGGGGAUGCUGGAUCGGCGGACGAGCACGCCGUCGCCCAUAAAUUACUACAAGCCGACGGAUCUAACGUACAACCACCGCAAGCGCAAGGCGAUGGGCGUGGAGCACGUUGUGGGCGCUUUGACAUUGACGCCCAUCAAGGCGGUGGGCGGAGCGGCGGGAGCGGGCGGUUCCGCUGGCCAACAGCAGCAGCAGCAGCAGCAUCAGCAGAUGAACCACAGCCAGCUCGCGUUUCAGGCGCUCCAGCAGCGCUUCAACCACAAUCACAGUCUCAGCCUGAGCCACUGCAACGGGCAACCGCAACACCACCAUCAGCACCACCAACAGCAACAUCAACAGCAGCAACAAACGUUGCAUCUGCAGCAACAACAGCAACAACAUUCCAGUAACAUGGCACAAAAACGUGAUCGUGAUCGUGAUCUCUCAACGUCAAAUGGCAACGGCAACAGUAACGGCAGCAACAGCAGCAACAACAACGCCAGCCACACCAGCAACAUAUCGCUGGAUCCAGCAGCAACAUCCAGCAAUUGCAGCUCCAACAGCAACAGUGGUGCCACGCCCCCCAAAACGAUGAUGGGAGGCAGCGGUCUGAGUGCUAAUCAUGUGGACGAGUAUGGAGUAUUCGGGGAAUACGUGGCCAUAACCAUACGCAAGUUAAAGACGCCCAAGUCGAAGAUAGUGGUGAAGCAUCUGAUCAACAAUCUGCUCUACGAAGCCGAAUUGGGAAAGUACGAUCACGGGAUGCCGGCCAGCAAGGAGCCACCGCAGCUGUACAAUAUGCAAUAGAACUAGGGAAAUACCAGGGGUCAGGAUUCGCGAUGAUAGACAAAUCCACCAAAAGAUAUAUAGGCAAACUACCGGGGGAGAGACAACGCACUAGUCAGCAAAGCAACAAUGGGUCAAAACCAGAGCCAACAAUUCUAUAACAAAAAACAAAAAUAAAUACGAAAUGGGGGGUUUAAUACACGUGGUAGUUGGGGGGGAUAUGAUGAGCAUUUCAUUCAGGGACAAAGACCAUAUAAGUACUUUAUCUAUAUACAUUUAUAAACACAUAAACGAUAUCAGUGAGUAUAUCCGAAGUCAGUCAGUUAAAGGAGUGCAGUUGAAGUAGUAGGGGUGAAACAAACAUACCAUUAAUUAAAUUGAAUUAAUUAUAAAUGCUUUACGUUAGCUGUGUAUAUUUAUGUACACACACACAACCAUAUACAUGUGCGUAUAUGUAUAUAUAUAUAUCUACGUUAAUAAAUAUAUUUUUACGAUUAUCGUUUUUUGAUUUCACCAGCGUUAUAUUUUUGAUUUUCGUUUUAUUAUAUUUACAUUUGGCAAUAACACUUUGAACUCAGGUGCCUUUAUUUUUUUAGUCAAUUAAGCCUUGUUAUCUUAUGCAUAAAAGCGAAACAGCAAACAAACGCUAAAUGAUUGCAAAAAGUCUACAUGUAAAGCAAAUAAAUGAAGCCGUAACAACAUGUAAAUUUAAUUAACUUUUUAUCGCAUAUGUGAAUUCAUAUGUAAAAACUUAAUUCUGUAAAUAGACUAAAUAAUAAAAAACAAGAGAAAAGAGAAUAAUGAAACAUGAAAUGUGCAAAUCUUAAUUUUUGUUAUGCAUAACUAAUUUGAAUCGAGCAAAGGGCUCCAAAUAAAAAUGCAGAAAUGUUGAAUUUCAUUUUGAAAAUGA
This is a messenger RNA of Drosophila ficusphila, 4049 nucleotides long. RefSeq names its product homeobox protein cut (gene Dyro). The record is from RefSeq and is a predicted model, not a curated record. Lineage: Eukaryota; Metazoa; Arthropoda; Insecta; Diptera; Drosophilidae. The transcript has 3 exons. The coding region runs from base 1481 to 3160 and encodes 559 amino acids.